AGGUGAUAGCUGAUCUACGGUCAGUUACUUUUACCUAAGGAAAGCCACUUCCCGCCGCCGCCUGUAUACGAUGGCCUCCGCUCACGAGGGCGGUGCGCCCAAGCCGCACAAGGAGCUUGUGAAGACAGUGCAGCUUGAGGGCCAAGUGCUGCUAAAAAUCAUUCAGCACUGCAAUGAGGCGCUGCCGCAAUUAGUGACGGGUCAGCUGCUGGGCUUGGACGUUGGGCAGCAGCUGGAGGUUACUGACUGCUUUGCGUUCCCGGCUGCGGUUGCGGAGGAGGAUGAGGCUGAGUCGGCUGGCGCCAACUAUCAGCUGGAGAUGAUGCGCUGUCUGCGCGAAGUGAACGUGGAUAACAACACCGUUGGCUGGUACCAGUCCGCCAACAUGGGCACCUUCCAAACCGUGGAGCUCAUAGAGACCUUCAUCAACUACCACGAAAACAUCAAGAAGUGCGUCUGCAUCAUCUACGACCCGCAGCGCUCCUCGCGCGGCAACCUCGCGCUCAAGGCCAUCCGGCUCAAGGACUCCUUCAUCGAGCUGUCCAAGGAGCAAAAGCUCACGCUCAAGGGCUUCCGCGAGGCGAACCUCUCCUGGCGCGACAUCUUUGUGGAGCUCCCCAUCAAGGUCCGCAACUCCAACCUGGUGCAGGCGCUGGUCGCGGACCUCGCGCCCGCUCCCACCGCCACGCAGGCCGACGUGGACCGCCUGAACCUCUCCUUUGCUCCCUUCCUGGAGCGCAACAUCCAGAGCCUGGUGGAGUGCGUUGACGACAUUGUGCAGGAGCAGCAGAAGGUGACGAUGUACCACAAGAAUGUGGCGCGGCAGCAGCAGGCGUACGCGCAGUGGCUGCAGAAGCGGCGACAGGAGAACACGCAGCGGUUGCAGGACAACCUGGAGGCUCUGCCGGAGGAGGACCCCACGCUGUUCAAGCCCAUCCCGGAGCCGUCCAUGUUGGAUAACUACCUGAUCACCAACCAGAUCGCAACCUACUGCGACCAGGUCAACUCGGCCGCCAGCGAGGCCAUCCAAAAGCUCUUCCUCAUGGAGAGCAUGCAGAAGGCCAACAUGUAAGGGGCUAUCAAUUCCCCUGGUUGCAUGUUGGGGGUGGG
Messenger RNA from Astrephomene gubernaculifera, 1110 nucleotides. The record is from the annotation of a GenBank genome assembly. Lineage: Eukaryota; Viridiplantae; Chlorophyta; Chlorophyceae; Chlamydomonadales; Astrephomenaceae.